GCUCCGCGUCACUUCCUCACUCCAUGAGCCCAUCCCUUUGGAAAAAAAAAAAAAAACUCACAGGCAAAACGACGGCGAGGAAACAGCGAGGGAAAAGAGUUAGAAACAGGCGGACAGACAAAUGGAAAAAGUCGGACAUUGAGGCGGGAAGCAGGGAAAGACAAGAAAACUCCUCAAAACGCAGUGUCUUCACAGCGAUGCCGCUCCACAAAUCAUCCCGGGCUCCUCGCCUGGACCCUACAAUGAUCUCAGCCCCUCUGGGCGACUUCCGCCACACCAUGCACAUCGGGAGGGGCGGGGACGCCUUCGGAGACACCUCCUUCCUGUCCACUGUAGGUCCGAGCCCGACCACGUCUGAGCUGAGCAGUCCUGGGGUCGCCCCGGCUGCAGAACCCAGAGUGUCAGUCAACAACGGUGAUCUCAGCCCAGCAUCUCCUCCGGCAGAGAGUCCGCUUAAGCGCUCUGAUUCAGCGUCUUCAUUCACCUUGGACCUAGACCUAGACCUGGACCUGGACCUGGGCCCGUCGAUGCUCGGUGACGUAUUAGGAGUGAUGGACGGUAUGGCGCCUGACUCUAAUGAGGUUGAUGUGUUCAGCCCCCAGCGUGCCGUCCCUGCAGUGGAAACAAAACAGGCCAGGAGGGGAACGGAGACGUCCAUGAAGGUGCAGAAUGAUCUGAACGAGAACCAGGUGGAAGACGGCAGGACACCGGACGAGAACGGGUUCAAGCCCAGGGUGCUCCGACCAAAAGUCAGAUUCAGCGACAAGCGAGAGGAGAUCAUCCGCCAGGCGUCUGAGGAAGAAGAGGGUCAAACCUUUGGCUUCCAGAGCGACGAUCAGCUGGAGUGUCACAGUCCGGUGAGGAGCGAGGGCGACAGGAUAAAGGGUGAGACCGAGUUCACCAAUCACAGAGCGGAUCUGCCUCCCAGUCCGGCUUCAUCACACAGCUCAGAGUAUGAAGGAGUCACUCCGCUGGACAGGAGGAGGUUUGAGAGCUCAGAGACAGAUUCAGAAGAAGAGGAGGAGGUAUCAGGACGCGGCUACACGUUUGAAGAUGAGUUUGAUGACGAUGAAAUUGUUGUAUAAACAUUGAUUUCCUGAAAAAAAAAAGAGUCUUGCUGUAAAGUAUACUGUAUUUUCAUCAAAUGGGAGGCAGAAACCAACAAAACAAAAAACAUCUGGACGCAAGCUGGGACAUUUAAAAUAAACAGCAAGAAUACAACUAAAGAGACAGUUCAUAUAUUCUGAAAUGGGCUUUUGUGGAAAGGUUAUGAACAAUUAAUAUCUUACCUGUUGUAACAAGUCGCUACCUUUGAGCGAUCUCGGUAUGAGACAAACAGGUUUUAACUCCAACCAGACUGACAAGCUAACGGCUAGUCCGAGUUUAAAGAUGUCGUCUUUAAACUACUCAUCGCUGACGAUGGCUAGAAGUUGGCUGGAAUUAUACAAAUGUUGAAUCUUGAGGACUCUGAGAAUCUGCUAUUAAAUGCACAAAAAAAUUAAAGUGAAACAUCUGUCAAGAAUAAAUUUUAAAAAACCCUA
Nematolebias whitei (Rio pearlfish) is the source of this 1541-nucleotide messenger RNA. RefSeq names its product CDC42 effector protein (Rho GTPase binding) 5 (gene cdc42ep5). Bases 24 to 1085 code for a protein of 353 amino acids. The record is from RefSeq and is a predicted model, not a curated record. Lineage: Eukaryota; Metazoa; Chordata; Actinopteri; Cyprinodontiformes; Rivulidae. The transcript is spliced from 2 exons.